AUGACCCCUUGUAUAAACGGUGUGGUUAGUGCUGAUGAAGAUGAAGUGAAGUCAGUGAUGGAGGGAGAGCCUGUCACCUUAAAUCCUGACCUUACUCAAAUAAAGGAAAUAAAUCAGAAAAAGUGGAGUUUUCAAAAAAAGGGAUCUGACACUCCUCAAGUCAUAGAAGAUGUGGAGAUAUGGAAAGGCAGAUGGAAGAUGGAUCAUCAGACUGGAAAUCUGACUAUCAACAACACGAGAACCAAACACACUGGACUUUACAUACUUAAGAUUGAGCUCAAUACUGGGCCCAAAUAUAAAAGAUUUACUGUUACUGUCAACGAAGUUCCAUCUGUUAUUGAAGGUCAUGAAGCUGAAACAAAGAGCUUGUCAGUGAUUGAGGGAAAUCUUGUCACUCUCCACACUGAUAUUACUAAGCUAAAUGGAGAUGAGCUGAUAGUGUGGAGGUUUGGAGAUGAAGGAAAACUCCUGACUAAAGAAGAUAAAGAGACCAAGAGUCCACCAUAUUAUAGUACUGAUGAGAGAUUCAGAGACAGACUGCAGCUGAAUGACCAGACUGGAUCUCUGACCAUCAAGAACAUGAAAGACACAGAUGCUGGACUUUAUACAUUGAAGAUCAACAGCAACAAACAGAUAUUACACAGGAAAUUCAUUGUCACUGUCAGUGGUGAGUAA
Molecule: messenger RNA, 675 nt
Organism: Danio aesculapii
Lineage: Eukaryota; Metazoa; Chordata; Actinopteri; Cypriniformes; Danionidae
Exons: 3
Coding region: 1-675 (224 amino acids)
Source: RefSeq, a predicted model, not a curated record